This is a messenger RNA of Coturnix japonica (Japanese quail), 3025 nucleotides long. The record is from RefSeq and is a predicted model, not a curated record. Lineage: Eukaryota; Metazoa; Chordata; Aves; Galliformes; Phasianidae.
CCUAAUGCUCCAAGGAUGCCAGCCCACAGCCAGUGGUCCUUGUACCAGGAUUGCAGCACCACUUGGCACAACAAUGCUUCCUUUAUAAGAGAGUGUACCGAUAGGACAAAGGCUCCCCGUGUGCCUGUGAGUGCUCUCCCAAUGGCAGGAUAUCAAAGCAAAGGAUCCCAGCUGAGGAUACUGCUGGUGGGAAAAACGGGGAGUGGGAAGAGUGCGACUGGGAACACCCAUCCUUGCACGGAAGGCAUUUGAAUCUUACAUGUCAGCAGAGCCUAUAACACAAAGAGUAUGAGAAAAGCCAAAGGCCUCUUUGCUGGACGGUCAAUGGUUGUUGUCGACACUCCUGGCUUUCGUGUCACUUUGGAAGCCAACCUGAAAACAGCUGAAAAGAUUAAGAAUGCUCUUCAGAAUCACCAUGAAGGGGUUCAUGCCAUUGUCCUGGUGAUGCAGCUGGGCCAAAUCACAAAGGAAGAUCAUGAAACAGUUGAGUGGGUGACCAAGAUGUUCCAUACUAAAGCAGAGAAGUACUCAAUCCUGUUAUUCACCCGUGCAGAAGAGCUGGAGCAUCCAGACGACCUGAAGGGUUUCAUAGAAGGAAGCCCAUACCUGAAGGGGCUGGCAAGAAAGUGUGGGAAUCGCUACCUUGGUUUCAGCAACAGAGCCAUCGGAGUGGCGAGGGAUCAGCAGGUUGCAGAGCUCAUCCGCAUGAUCAAUGCCAUGGUAGAGCAGAAUGGCGAUGCUCUGUGCUACACACGAGAAAUGCUGGAGAAACACAAAGAGAAAUUGCUUGAAGAGGCUCCCAUUGUGAGUGCUCUCCCAAAUGCACGACCUCAAAGGAAAGGACCGAAGCGCAGAAUCCUGCUGGUGGGCAAGACUGGGAGUGGAAAAAGUGCGACAGGGAACACUAUCCUUGGAGAGAACAUAUUUGAAUCUGGCUGUACAGCAAGUGGCUUAACCAAGCAGUACAAGGAAGGUAAAAAGCAUGUUGCUGGAAGAGAAAUUGUUGUUAUUGAUACUCCUGGUGUUUUUGACAAAGUGCAUUUCAACAGAAGCACAGCUGCUAAGAUUAAGGAUGGUCUUCGUAGCCUUAAUGAAGGGGUUCAUGCCAUUGUCCUGGUGAUGCAGCUGGGCCAAAUCACAAAUGAAGAUCAUGAAGUGGUUGAGUGGGUGACCAAGAUGUUCCAUACUAAAGCAGAGAAGUACACAAUCCUGUUAUUCACCCGAGCAGAACAGCUGGAGCAUCCAGACGACCUGAAGGGUUUCAUAGAAGGAAGCCCAUACCUGAAGGCGCUGGCAAGAAAGUGUGGGAAUCGCUACAUUGGUUUCAGCAACAGAGCCACCGGAGAGGCGAGGGAUCGGCAGGUUGCAGAGCUCAUACUCAUGAUCGAUGCCAUGGUAGAGCAGAAUGGCGAUGCUCCGUGCUACACACAAGAAAUGCUGGAGAAACAUUUAGAGAAAUUGCUUGAAGAGGCUCCCCAUGGGAGUGCUUUCCCAAGGGCAGGAUGUCAAAGCAAAGAAUUCGAGCUAAGGAUAUUGCUGGUGGGCAAGACGGGGAAUGGGAAGAGUGCGACUGGGAACAGCAUCCUUGGGAAGAAUGCAUUUCCUUCCAUGUUGUCAGCAGAGUCGGUCACCAAAUACUUCAUGAAAGACAGAGCCUUCAUUGCUGGUAGACCAAUUGUUGUUGUCGACACUCCUGGACUUUUUGACGAUAAAGUAGAAAACCUGAAAACAGGCAAAAUAAUUGAAAAAGCCUUUCAGCGCCUAUACGGAGGGGUCCAUGCCAUCGUCCUUGUGAUGCAGCUCAGCCGAACCACAAAGGAAGACCUGGUAGUGGCUGAGUGGGUGACCCGGAUUUUCCGUACUAAAGCAGAGAAGUACAUAAUCCUGUUGUUCACCCGAGCAGAAGAGCUGGAGCAUGCACAUGACCUGAAGGGUUUCAUAGAAAGGAACCCACACCUCAAGGAGCUGGCAGCAAAGUGUGGGAAUCGGUAUAUUGCUUUUAGCAACAGAGCCACUGGAGAUGCGAGGGAUCGGCAGGUUGCACAGCUCAUCAACAUGAUUGAUGCCAUGGUUGAGAAGAAUCGUGAUGCUCCGUGUUAUACAGAAGAAAUGCUGGCGGAAGACACACGGACAUUCUUUGGAAGGUUGUGUAUGAUCCUGUACAAUGUGUCCCCAGGGCCGGUUCUGUGUCCCAAGGGCCCGGCCUGCAUGGAGUUGCACAGCCCUGCACCUCAGGGAUCCCAGCUGAGGAUACUGCUGGUGGGAAAAACGGGGAGUGGGAAGAGUGCGACUGGGAACACCAUCCUUGGAAGGAAUGCAUUUAGUUCCAUGUUGUCAGCAGAAUCGGUCACCAAAUACUUCUCGGAAGACAGAGAAAACGUUGCUGGAAGACCAAUUGUUGUUGUCGACACUCCUGGAAUUUUUGAUGAUAAAGAAGACAAUCUGAAAACAGGCAAGAGAAUUGAAAAAGCCCUUCAGCAGAUGUAUGGAGGGGUCCAUGCCAUCAUCCUUGUGAUGCAGCUCAGCCGAACCACAAAGCAAGAAAAAGAAGUGGCUGAGUAUGUGACCAAGAUUUUCCGUACUAAGGUAUACAAGUACACAAUCCUGUUGUUCACCCGAGCAGAAGAGCUGAAGUCUCCAAAAGACCUGGAGGUUUUCAUAGAAAGGGACCCACACCUCAAGGAGCUGGCAGCAAAGUGUGGGAAUCGGUACAUUGCUUUUAGCAACAUAGCCACUGGAGAUGCGAGGGAUCGGCAGGUUGCACAGCUCAUCAACAUGAUUGAUGCCAUGGUUGAGAAGAAUCGUGAUGCUCCAUGUUACACAGAUGAAACGUUGGAGGAAGACACACAGACAUUCUUUGGAAGGUUUUGUAUGAUCCUGUAGGCAGAAGGGGUCGGUCCCAGAGCAGACAUCUCUGUUGUGCUGUACCGGCUGACUCCAUGGGGUAUGUGGGGCAUGGUGUGUGGUGAUGGGCCUGAAGGAGCUGUCAAUAAACAGUGAUCCUUGCUGUGUGGAGGAGCAUCCA